This is a messenger RNA of Chinchilla lanigera (long-tailed chinchilla), 3353 nucleotides long. RefSeq names its product PHD finger protein 13 (gene Phf13). Bases 349 to 1254 code for a protein of 301 amino acids. Gene Ontology annotation, biological process: mitotic chromosome condensation. The transcript is spliced from 4 exons. Lineage: Eukaryota; Metazoa; Chordata; Mammalia; Rodentia; Chinchillidae. Gene Ontology annotation, molecular function: chromatin binding. The record is from RefSeq and is a predicted model, not a curated record.
UCGCGGCACUCCCGCCCUCCCUCCCGAGACACGAGCCGAACUGGGCGUCAGGUCGGGGAGCCGGUCGGGUUCCCGCUCGCCGCCGCCACCGCCUCCCGCAGAGCCUCUCCCGCCUCUCCACCGCGCCGGCCGCGAGAGCUGCAUCGCUCACUCUGCUCGGCUGUAGAGCCGCCAGGUCCGGAGCACCGAGCGCCACACGCGACCAACCGAGUCCCUCGUCACCUCACGCUGAGGCGACCCCUCCCGGGUCCGCCCUCGCCCCGCGCGGCCGCCGAAGCCCCGGUCCGGAGGGGCCCCGCGCCCCAUCCCGGCCCCUGUACUCCCGCAGCCUCCGUCCUCCGCCCGAACAUGGACUCCGACUCCUGCGCCGCCGCCUUCCACCCGGAGGAGUACUCCCCCAGCUACAAGAGGCGCAGGACAGUGGAGGACUUCAACAAGUUCUGCACCUUCGUCCUGGCCUAUGCUGGCUACAUUCCGUACCCGAAGGAGGAACUUCCUCUGAGGAGCAGCCCCAGUCCUGCCAACAGCACCGCUGGCACCAUCGAUAGCGACGGCUGGGACGCGGGCUACACCGAUAUCGCGUCCUCCGUGCCCCUGCCAGUAUCUGACCGGUGCUUUAGCCAUCUGCAGCCCACUCUCCUGCAGCGUGCGAAGCCCAGCAAUUUCCUGCUGGACAGAAAGAAGCUAGAUAAGCUGAAGAAGAAGAAGAAGAGGAAGCGCAGGGACAGCGAUGCGGCAGCGAAGGAGGGCUACAGAGGGGGCUUGCUGAAGCUGGAGGCUGCAGAUCCCUACUCGGAGACCCCCACAAGCCCCGCCCUGCAGGAUCUGCCCCAGGCCCCCGGCGACCCCUGCUCGGGCUGGGACUCCGACACUCCCUCGAGUGGCUCUUGUGCUACCACCGUGUCACCCGAUCAGGUCAAAGAGAUAAAAACUGAAGGCAAACGGACUAUCGUCCGGCAGGGCAAGCAGGUGGUGUUCCGGGAUGAGGACAGCACCGGCAACGACGAGGACAUCAUGGUGGACUCAGAUGACGAUUCCUGGGACCUAGUGACCUGCUUCUGCAUGAAGCCAUUUGCAGGCCGCCCCAUGAUAGAGUGUAAUGAGUGCCACACCUGGAUUCACCUGUCCUGUGCGAAGAUCCGAAAGUCCAAUGUUCCGGAAGUGUUUGUCUGCCAGAAGUGCCGGGACUCCAAGUUUGACAUCCGCCGCUCCAACCGCUCCCGCAUGGGCUCCCGGAAGCUGUUUCUGGACUGACUGCGGGUGGCGGGAGACGCCGGGCAGGGGGACGAAAGGGGCGGGCUCUGUGGCCCUCCCUCAGUUAGCACAGAACUCCUAGCUCGGUGUGGGCAGAUCUCUCAUUCAGGUGCCUAAGCAGAGGACAGGCUGUCCCAGGUAGAAACUGUAUAUAGCCAGCGAGCGGAAAGCCUUCGUCAGCCCAGGCUGCUGCCAGAGUUGUGUUCCUGGCAGCAGCGGCAGUGGACCAAACACCCAAGCGCAGUGGCCUGGUUUAGCCGAAGGUGAGGGUGUGUGGUCCUGAAAGUUUCCCUGUCAUUGUUAGCAAUUCCCACUGUUUGGAAGAGUGCCAGCUGUUACUCCUGCUUCUGCGGUGCUGGGGAGAGGAGCGGCUUGGUGUCCCCAGCCUGCAGAUGAACAGCCAUAUGUGUGUCUGUUUCCUGCGUGUCAGUCUCACCUAAGUGUCUGUGCAGCCGCCGUCGAAGUCGCCCCUUGCUUUCUUUGUGGUCCACUAUCUGCCUGUCUUGGCCACACCUGUGGAGCCCAGGAGCUGCUGUGGGGUUGGGGUGGCGGGUGAGCUGGUGUGAAUCUUUAGUUUCCCCUGUUAGUUAAAAGGGACAGUGUGUGGCCACCUCUCUGUGGUUGGUUGGAGGUCAAGGUGGCCUGUGUUCAUAACUCAGUUUCCCGUUUUGCACGAUGUAUAAACCUGUCUUUUUGCACGACACAGCCAAAGCAUUGGCCGAUCCCUUGCUGGGUGCCCUUUCUCUAGUUGGUGUUCAAGGUCCUAGGGGCCCAGAUGAGCGUCUCUUCUCUCACCCAGUCCGGUAGCACACGUAGCAUUCCUUAGGAAGUGGGUGGUGGCCUGCAGUAACCAGUGGAACAUUCAUGAGCUGGCCUGCUGCUCCAUGGCCAAGGUUAGGACUGCAGUCCUGCUCUUGGUGGGGAUCGGUGGGAAUGGGUGUGAGUGGGUGGCUGGAGCUGUCACUUAGGCCUUCAGGGUUGCUCCGGAGGCCCCCAGGCCAGCUGUGGAGGAUGUGGACUGCAGGGCAGCCCUGCAGUGCACCCAGGGGCGGUGGUUCUGGAGCAGGGCAGAGAGGGAGGGGUCGGCUUUCUCUGGGUUGGCAGUGCGAGCCAGCGGCUCACAGGUUCUUAAGGCUGCCGCAGAGAGGUGGGUGAGUGUGCCCAGCGGUUUUUCUGGGGUGUGGAAAGGCGGCGUGCUCAGGUUAGCGUUUCCUUAUUCAUAGCCAGGUGGGGUCUGCGCUCUGUGUGGCUCCUUUGUGCGCAGGCGCCAGCCGUUCUCCCCUCUGCAGCACCAACGGGCUGAGCUGUCAUUGGUCUUACCAGAGAGCCCGGUUUUUUGUCCUGGUGUCCUGGACACUUGUCCAGUCUCCUUAGUUUUUAAAAAUCUUGUUUAAAGUAUGAAAGUGGAGAUGGCUUCUGAGACUCAGCUUAUGGUGACGGUCCUGAAGGAGAAUUCCGCUGUGGAGAAAAGCAGCUGGCUUAGAGACAUCCUUGUCCCGGGGCUGUGGCUGGCCUUUGCCUGGGGCAGACAGCAGGGCAGGUCGGGGAGGAGUUUGCCAAAGAUCUGCCCGCUACAAUACCUUUCCAGUCUGCACCGUGAGAAAAACCAAAGUUGCAAAGUGCGUUUCUUCCUUUUUAGAAUUCCACGAGAUUUUAAAAGUGUUUAAGAAUUCACGCGAUUUUUAGAGCGGAACUGCCGACCCUGGUGAUUGUUCUGUGCCCUGGAAGGUUUUAAGCUGCCUCUGGAACACGUCCGAUACUCAUCUCAAUCUCUGUCCCUUGAGUUGGUUUUGUUCUUUCACACAUCUGUUCCCGGGAGUGUUCGGUGUGCCAGGCACCUCGGUUUCGGGUUGGAUUGAGCUGGGCGGAGGCCAUCAGCUUCUUUAUGCAAAUUAGGCAUGACCCAUGGUCUAGGGGCUGCUGGUUGGCGGCGGAGGGAGGGAGGCCGUCACCCUGAGUUAGCCCCUCCUAUUGGCUUCAGCCAGGCUGGACACUCGCCAUCGUUUACAUGGUUCUGUGUAAUUAUAAAGUUUAUGUGUAUAAAGCGAGGUGUUUCUGUGAAACUGUAUAUUUUGUAAAUAAAGAUAUUGCUACUUUGA